Molecule: messenger RNA, 8752 nt
Organism: Phymastichus coffea
Lineage: Eukaryota; Metazoa; Arthropoda; Insecta; Hymenoptera; Eulophidae
Gene: Not1
Product: CCR4-NOT transcription complex subunit 1
Exons: 18
Coding region: 622-7971 (2449 amino acids)
Biological process (GO): nuclear-transcribed mRNA catabolic process, deadenylation-dependent decay
Cellular component (GO): CCR4-NOT core complex; P-body
Molecular function (GO): molecular adaptor activity
Source: RefSeq, a predicted model, not a curated record
GUCGCAACACCGAGUAAAUUAAUUCCACUCUGUCGCAAUUCGCAAUAAUCCUCACAGCGAUAACAAGGCGAGGAGUUGUUCCAACACCUUUUUAGAGUACGUCGUCUUGAAGAGAUCCAGCUUGAAUUAAUCUCAACUUAAAAGACGCAAAAGGAAAGGCGAAAAGUAAGGAGCCCAGUUGGGCGCGCGCGCAAGAGCGCGUUGUUGUGUGCUUCUCUCUUUCUCUCACUCGCGGAAAGGUAGCCAUGACGUGGUCGCGCCGCUACUGUUGAGGCCAACAGAGAAGAGUGCGUGUGUGAAGCGCUCGGUUCUCGUGGUCGUGCUCACGACUUGACCUUUUGUUGGUCUCCCCGAUGUUGGUCUUAGUCCAGGAGCAGCAACACAAGCAACGAGCAGCGGGCAGCAGCAAGUAUCGCAGCAGAGCGGAAGAAUCGAGGAUUGUUAGAAAGGAAGAGGAAGAAGACGACGACGGCGGCGGCGGCGACGGCGACAUCGGGAAAUCAUCAUCAUCCGACAGGGACGACAACGACGACACCACCACCACUUAUCAUCAACCGACGAGACACCGGAGAAAGCUUCAAACCUGCCGUUUGAAGCUUUCGCGGUCGGAUUCAUGGAACUAUGAACCUGGACUCGUUGUCUUUUACUUUGUCACAAAUCAGUUACUUGGUCGACAGCCUCGCUAAGAAAAACUUUCGGGACAGCUGCCAGGAAAUAUCGCUUUUGGUUAGGUGGAAGGGACUGGAGGCAGACCGGCAUUUGUUGCGCUGUUUGUUCUCAUAUAUUGAUUUCUCAACUGGAGAACCACCUGAGGUCAAUUCCAAGGAUUAUUAUCAAGUACAACUUUUGAAACAAGAGUGUAAAAGCCUUCUGUGCAAACCAUCCCUUGUUUCUAAUCUGUGUUUUGCAAUUGAUUAUCCCUUUCACCACAAAAAUCGGGUAUUUCCAGCACCAGCAAAGUUUUUUCAACAUUUACGUAGAGUUCUAGGAUUAUCUCUUGUUCAAGAGGUCGUUUUUGCGAUAGCUCUUCACCAUUGCCAAGAUUCUGAUAUAUCCGCUCGUGCCGUUGAACACGUGCAAAAGCAAUUGACCGAGUUAAUAAAAAACUACGUGAACGCGGACAAUAAUAAGAAGCAAAUCGAGGAAGGACUCCACGAUUCCUCACCAGAGAUUUUACAUCUCAUUCUUACCUACGUCUUUGAAGAAUCGACGAAAGUUGAAUUCUCUUUGGAUUCCAAAGAGAAGUUUUUAAGUUGCUUGAGACGCGAUUUUCCCCGCGAACUGGUACCAGUGGUCUUGGCACCACUAUUGUAUCCAGGAGACGGGGAAAUUUUAUUGAAAGACAUUGACUUAAACAUGGCUGCUAAUCAAAUUGACAACUCUAACCUCGUAGAACUAAUAAUGGAAUUGGGAUAUGGUUUCACGAAUAGCGUAGAAGAUUGUCGUUCGAGUCUUUCGAACCUUGGCGCUCGCGAGUUAUCGGCAAGAUGUGUCGCCAAAAUCCUCUCCUACAUGGCGCGCACUUCCACUGGUCUCGAGGAUUCAGGUGGUUUACAUUCAUUCUGGGAAAAUUCCAACGCUCACCAAGAUAAGGAAAAGUCGUCGGAUGCUCCUACAACUUGGAAUGUCGAAGUUUUUGUACAGGCUGUGAAGGAAGUUGAUCCAAAUCUAUCGUGGAAUGAAGUGAUAGCAAAACUCGACCAUCCAGAUUUUCUUAUCAAAGAUCGGCAAGGUCUGAGUCUAUUGAUAACAGGUUUACGACUCGGUCUACAAACACAAGGCUAUCCACUAGAUAUGUUCCCAGUGGAGCUGUUUUAUCGCCACUGGGAGAACGUUAAAGGCCAGUUCUCGCUGAUACAGCACAUACUCAAGUAUCCAGACAUCUUUUGUCUUGCUGAUUAUGCAUAUCACACAGUCCCGGUCGACGUACUUAAAGCUGCACCCGAGGGUGACAGUAAAGAGACCCAAACAUGGAGAUCAGUAAACGUUGUCGAACUGUUAUUACACAUGGCCGAGAGAGGUUUGCGAGGGCCAGUACAAGAAAUAUUCAAAUGGCCGUUGCAACAUUGUCCGGAUUUACUUGUCCUAGCACUUCUGCAAAUUAGUCCACCAAUUACGAUACUCAGACAAGAGUUGCUGAGUGCUUUAAUGCCAAUGUUCCUCGGAAAUCAUCCGAACAGCGCUGUGAUUCUCCACCACGCGUGGCACUCCAACAAUAAAAUCAAGACUAUUAUCAUGCAUUCGAUGGCCGAAUGGUAUUUGCGCGGUGAUCACGACCAAACACGCUUAUCGCGAAUUUUGGAUGUUGCGCAAGAUCUCAAAGCCUUAUCGGCACUCCUCAAUGCCCAGUCAUUUCCCUUUGUGAUAGAUCUAGCUUGCUUAGCUUCGAGACGCGAGUACCUGAAAUUGGAAAAGUGGCUAACUGAUAAGAUUCGUGAUCAUGGUGAAGCAUUUGUUGCCGCUUGCGUUAAAUUUUUACAAAGAAGAUGUCCACAGGUGAUUGGACCUGGAAUGAAGGACGAUCCUAAUGUGUCCAAGGCUACUCAGUUGCCUCAAGAAACUCUCACUACCAUUUUGCACUGCCUACAAGUCUGUGUUGGGAGUGUUUCUCAAGAAUGCGCAGACGCUAUAUUAGCUAUGGUACAAAAUUGUAGUUUGAUGUUGAGCAAAGGAACUAUAAAUAGAAUGCCACCGACAGUCCUUAGACACAGAGCGCUCGAAACCUUUAAUCCAACUCUUGGUGGACAGUUAUUCACACCAAAGCAAGUGGACAAUAUAACCAACUUAAAUUCAAGUCUAGCCUCGAUGAAUCUGAAUUCGAAUCUAGGCCCGCCAAACAAUUCAGCUUUCAAUCUGCCAGGCACAUUAGGCCCUUUAGUAUCUGCACCAGGUUCACCCUCGCGUCUAAUGGGACCUUCGGCAUCACCAUUUUCUAUGCUGCCAUUAUCAUCGCAGCUGCAUACUGGCCCAGUGGGCACUCAGGGUUCGUCUGUGAUUUCCGGUGGUGCAGCCAUAGGUGGCUUGAGUCGUCUAGGACCCCCAUCGACUAUGGAGAAGACACGUAUGCCCGAGAUUUCCAAUUUGUUGUUGGACAUCAGUGCGAAUGUCUCAAAAGAAAUCGAAGACGAAGCCAAUGGAUAUUUCCAGAGAAUUUACAAUCAUCCACCACAUCCAACUUUGUCUAUCGACGAGGUGCUUGAGAUGCUGAAGAAGUUUGACGAAUCCAAUAAUAAGAGGGAACGCGACGUGUUUCAAUGCAUGUUGCGUAACCUCUUUGAGGAGUACAGAUUCUUUCCUCAAUACCCAGAUAAAGAACUGCAUACCACAGCUCAGCUGUUCGGCGGAAUAAUCGACCGAGGUUUGGUCAACAGUUAUAUGUCUCUCGGUCUCGCCUUACGUUUCGUCUUGGAUGCUUUACGCAAACCCGAGGGCCACAAAAUGUAUUAUUUCGGCUUAGCCGCACUUGAUCGUUUCAAGUCUCGCCUCAAAGAAUACAGCACUUAUUGCGAGCAUGUGCGUGGCAUACCUCAUUUCAAUGAGUUUCCACCUCACUUAAUCGAAUACGUGGAGUAUGGAUUGCAAGGAAAAGAGCCGCCAAAUCGACCGCAAGGUCCAGUUUUGCCAAAGUCGCUCUUGUUGAUGCUUACUUCGACAACGGCGCCAUACAAGACUGUCACAACAACCACUGUAACCACUACUACUACUCCAGCGAAACCUACCACUACACCAACCACUUCGCUGUCGGCUAGACCAUCAAUUGCCAAUGCUACGAAUAUCGAUACUUUAUUGGUAGCAACUGACAAGGAAGAAAAGAUCAGUUCACCACCUGAGACUUUGCAAGAUAAGACUGCAUUUAUUUUCAACAAUUUGAGUCAACUCAAUCUACAGCAGAAAUGCGAUGAAAUCAAGGAACUUGUCUCGGAAGAAUACUGGCCUUGGAUGGCUCAGUAUUUGGUCAUGAAGAGGGCAAGUAUCGAACUCAAUUUUCACGUGCUGUACUCCAACUUUUUGGAUUGUCUCAAGGUUCCAGAUGUCAAUAAAAUGGUCACGAGAGAGACUUUCAGAAACAUCCGAGUACUGCUACGUAGCGACAAGGGUAUAGCCAACUUUUCUGAUCGUUCUCUAUUGAAGAAUCUUGGUCACUGGCUCGGCAUGCUGACACUUGGCAGAAACAAACCAAUUUUACAAGUGGAUAUCGACUUAAAAAGCUUACUUGUUGAGGCAUACUGUAAAGGUCAGCAAGAGCUGUUAUACGUGGUGCCGUUUGUUGCCAAAGUACUUGAAAGCUGUGCUAAAAGCCGAGUUUUUCGACCACCAAAUCCUUGGACCAUGGCGAUAAUGAAUGUAUUGGCAGAACUUCAUCAAGAGCCAGAUCUCAAGUUAAAUCUCAAAUUUGAAAUCGAGGUGCUCUGCAAAAACUUGAAUAUUGAUGUGUCCGAACUUAAACCUGCUAUAUAUCUGAAAGAUCCAGAAAAGAUACUACAUAUUGAGUAUCAGUUAUCCCAACCUAACAAGAAAAUUCAAGACGUAGCAAACAAUGCGGCUAAUCAACAACAUCAUCAAGAACAACAGCAGGUACAACCGGAGAAUUUGAUUGGCCCAUCUCCUGCUGUAGUACAGCAACAACAACAGCAGCAGCAGCAACAACAACAACAACAACAGCAACAGCAACAACAGCAGCAGCAGCAACAACAACAGCAACAGCAGCAACAACAGCAACAGCUAGUACCAGUCGCUAACACAACGCCAUCACUGCCGACUGGACCACCUGAACCUCGAUUCAGCUAUAUGGAUAUCAAUAUUACUGCUAUUUCCAAUAUCGCUCCACAUAUCUCUAUCAACAACAAUCUGGCUCUAUUCCAGGUUCAACCACACUUGAAGCAAUUUGUGCGUCAAGCCAUUGAGCGAGCAAUCCAAGAAUGGAUCCACCCAGUGGUUGACCGUUCAAUCAAGAUCGCUUUAACCACCACGGACCAAAUUGUAAAGAAGGACUUCGCCCUCGAUCCAGAUGAAAAUAAGAUGCGCACAGCAGCUCGUCAGAUGGUGCGCAACUUAACCGCCGGUAUGGCAAUGAUAACUUGCCGUGACCAAAUGCUCGCUGCGAUCAGUACGAACCUGAAGGAGGCCUUCUUGAUGCCUGUAAUCAGUACUGCGCCCCAACAAAAAGAGCUUGCCGAACAAGCUGCUAAUAUCAUCGCGGCUGACAACAUGGAACUCGUUUGCGCUUUUGUGCAGAAAACUGCGAUCGAGAAGGCUAUUCCAGAAAUAGAUAAGAGAUUAUUAAAUGAAAUUGAACUAAGGAAAAUUGCUAGACAAGAAGGCAGACGUUACUGUGAUCCUUUAGCCAAAUAUCAGGCUGAACGUAUGCCGGAACCUAUAAGGCUCAAAGUCGGUGGAGUGACACCUCAGCAAAUGACAGUUUACGAAGAGUUUGCCCGCAACAUCCCAGGCUUCCUGCCGUUAUCAGAGCGUGAGACUCAAACUCUCUUCAUGCCGAAAACCAUAACCGAUCGACCAAUUCAAACAUUCGCUGCCAACGCACAAGCAGCAAUGCCCGUACCACCGACAGUACAACAAGUCGCCGCUUACGCUCCUGUAGGUACCGAUGAAGUUGGUACCAUUUUGGAAAAACUUGGUCAAGAAGUUGAAGUUCUUCUUGCUACCAUGGGCCCAGCGACACCACCACCUCAACAGGCAGCUCUUCAUAACUUGCUCGAAGCGGUAAUUUUAACAAGAAGAUCACGCGAUGGUAAUGUCGCUCUACAGCUAUUAAAAAAAGCCGUGGAUGGCUUAUUAGAUGGACCAACAAUAUCGAGUGGUAUCAUGGAUUCAGAGAUUCUCAUGCGGUACAGAGAAGUUUAUCUUAGAAUACUUAAGUGCUUGCAAGAUCAGAGAGCUUAUGGCAUGGCCUGGGUUAGCAAAAACGUUAGCCGAUGUGUCAUCGAGAACAGGGACGAAUUCAAGUACAAUUUUGAGGCUAUCGAUUGUCUUAUUAGGUCUCAUCUGUUGACUCUUCAAAACUACGAUGUUGCAUUAGCCACGGCUAUUGAAAAUGGAAGCGCAAUUGCAACAGCUUUUGCAAUGCAGCUAGUGCAAUUGUAUUUGAUCGAUGAAAGACAAACUACUCAUGUAAACGAAAAUGAUCUUUACCACACUGUUGAGGUACUCACUAGAAUGGCUGUUCAUAGAGCUACGCCUGAAGGAAUAUCACUGUUUCGUUUGAAUUCAUUGUUGGAGUCACUGCGGAUAAACAAUGACCCUACUGUUCUCAGUGAUAGAGCACCUGUUGGUCCGACAUCUCAUAUCCAUUCUGGCAUGCUUCAUGCUAGAACUCGCGAUUACGAAGACCCGCCAGGUUUAAUGGAGAAAACUGAGUAUCUCCUUCGUGAAUGGGUAAACAUGUAUCAUAACCCAACGCAUUCCCGUGAUCCAACCAAGGCCUUUGGCGUUUUUGUACAUCAAAUGAAUAUUCAUGGUAUCCUUAAAACAGACGACUUGAUAACGCGCUUCUUCAAGCUCAGCACUCAGAUGUGUGUCGAUCACUGUUAUCGUGCACUUGCUGAAACCAAUGCUGCUCCAUCCGUUAUCAGAGCCAAGUGUUUCCAUACUCUUGACGCUUUUGUGAGAUUGGUUGCAUUACUCGUCAAGCACUCUGGUGACACGGCCAACACUCAUACCAAGAUCAACUUGUUAAACAAACACCUCUUACUCAAUCCUUUCGUUUGGAAAAAGGUGUUGGGUAUUGUGGCCGGGGUACUGCUACAAGACCACGAGAUGCGUGGAGUUGACUUCCAACAGUUGCCCUAUCACCGUAUCUUCAUCAUGUUGUUCCUCGAGCUGUGCCAACCAGAAGCUGUUCUCGAGGCUCUCAAUUAUCAAGUACUCACUGCAUUUUGCCACACUUUCCACAUCUUGCGACCCGCCAAGGCACCUGGCUUCUGCUACGCGUGGCUCGAGCUUGUCUCGCACCGCGUCUUUAUUGGACGUAUGCUCGCCCUUAUGCCGCAACAGAGAUGCUGGGGAUUGUACGCGCAACUACUUGUCGAUCUGUUCAAAUAUUUAGCCCCCUAUCUUCGUAAUGCUGAGUUAGCAAAACCAGUAACACUCCUGUACAAAGGAACACUCAGAGUCUUGCUUGUCCUUCUGCACGACUUCCCUGAGUUUCUAUGCGACUACCAUUACGGCUUUUGCGAUGUCAUUCCGCCGAACUGCAUUCAAAUGCGCAACUUGAUUCUUAGCGCAUUCCCACGCAAUAUGCGUCUGCCUGAUCCAUUCACACCCAACCUGAAGGUCGAUAUGCUGGCUGAGAUUGGACUUGCACCGCGUGUCAUUACCAACUUUGCUACACAGAUACAGCCACAAAACUUUAAAAAAGAACUAGACUCGUAUCUAAAGGCUCGUGCUCCAGUUACCUUCCUCGGUGAUCUUAGAACUAACCUUCAGGUUUCACAGGAACCUGGUAUGCGCUACAACAUCCCAUUGAUGAACGCAUUGGUGCUUUACGUGGGUACUCAGGCGAUUGCUUUCAUUCGCAGCAAGGGUCAUGCACCAAAUAUGACUACAAUCGCGCACUCGGCUCACAUGGAUAUAUUCCAGAAUUUAGCGGUCGACUUAGAUACUGAGGGCCGCUACUUAUUCUUGAAUGCGAUUGCCAAUCAGUUGCGUUAUCCUAACAGCCAUACUCAUUACUUCAGUUGCACUCUGCUUUAUCUUUUCCAAGAGGCUAACACCGAGGCCAUACAAGAGCAGAUCACUCGUGUUCUAUUAGAGCGAUUGAUCGUCAAUAGACCGCAUCCAUGGGGACUUCUCAUUACCUUCAUCGAGCUUAUCAAGAAUCCAAGCUACAAGUUUUGGCAUCACGAGUUUGUUCACUGUGCUCCGGAAAUUGAGAAAUUAUUCGAAUCAGUAGCUCGUUCAUGUAUGGUCCAAAGACAAGUGCAACCAACUCCUGAACCAGAAAUUCCAGAGUGAUAAGACGUUUUUCUUCAAUGUCGAUUUUCUUGUACAGUAUAUUCAGUGAAAAUAAGUGUGUAAAAAGUUGUUGACUUAGGUGUACCAUACUUCGAAGUUUAACAUUUUUUCAAACAUAGCUGAUAAUCAUAUAAAUAUAUACAUAUAUACAUAUAAUUACUUUUAAGCAGUAGUAGUAAGUGAAGUAGAGAUAAUGCAACUAUUAUGUUGAUAUUUUAAUAUAAAUGGUGGAUUUUCGUUGCACAAGUGAAGUAAUAAAUAAGGUUUAUGAGACAAGCAACGAAGCUCUAUGAAGUCUCCUCAAUCGUGUCUUUCUGAAUGAUGUAUUCACCAGUAGGUGUGUUUAGUAUUGUAUUAUAUACUUUGUAGGAUAUAUACAAUAAAAUAAAAAUUAUGAAGAAAAUGUCAAAAAGUAUAUGUGAGAGACACAGUGGCAUUUCAUAGAAUGCAAUGAUAAAUAUUAAUGAUACUUUCUUCUGAUAAUUUUGAUCAGUUUAAGAUACGAAUAAUUAAAAAAAACAAGGUGUUGAGUGAAAUAGUUUGAAGUCUCACAUAAUGAUUUAUUUAAGCGAAAUAAGAAAAAUUUUGAUGCGCGUUUAAAAUGAACGCGAAAAGAAUGUCCAAGCGUAUGUUUCUUUAUUCUCAUGAAAAGUGGUACUUCAAUGUAAUAUUGUACAAAAAAGUGUUUGUUUUCGCUUGUAAAGGCACAAGGAAAAAAUCGAAAACGUUAUGUAAAGAUGUACGAAUGACAUUUAUUAAAUAAGAACAAAUUUCUAUAAAC